This is a messenger RNA of Cydia pomonella (codling moth), 1129 nucleotides long. RefSeq lists its product as uncharacterized. The transcript is spliced from 3 exons. The record is from RefSeq and is a predicted model, not a curated record. Lineage: Eukaryota; Metazoa; Arthropoda; Insecta; Lepidoptera; Tortricidae. The coding region runs from base 146 to 1012 and encodes 288 amino acids.
ACCGUUUCACACGUCGAUUAGAAUGAAAAUACAAAUAUUCGCACUUUUUCUUUCAUUCAUUUGCACUAGCACAUCAAACACCGUAACAUCGUAAACGAAAACUUCGCUUUCUAACAUUCAAUAUUUAUUUUUCUACUUACCCCUUAUGGCCCGUUGUUUGAGCCGAGCCAUACGUCACUCGCACGGGUGGGGCAAGGAGGAUAUAAUCCAUCACUUUUUUGGGAAGAACAUCACAACCUGCUCAGCGGCUUCGGGUAACGGACUUGCAAAACAAAAAACGAUGUGGUCGAAAAUUGCAUUCUUAGCCAUUGUGGCGCUAGCGGCAUCGAAUCCCGUACAAGACGGUGGAGUCGCGGAGAAUUUAGUCAAUGUGGUUUCAGAGUGUAUUGAAACGGACACUUCGUUGUGUCUUAAGGAAAAGGCCCUCAAAUUCACGGAGAAGCUGGCAGUGACCAAAGACAUCAGCAUUUUCGAGGGCAUGACUCUCAUCAACAGUGGAACAGCCCGUUCUGCCCGUAGCUACGAGCCUUUGGCUGAAGACCCAAAAACCAGGGAAUCGCAGAUCGAGGAAAGGAUCGCCAACAACGUUGGAGACUUCUUGGACAACCACGUACUACAGCUGCGGCUGUCUGACUUGGCUGACAACGAGUCCCGCGGUCUUGACGAGGAAGCUCGCGGCAAGAAGAAGAAGAAGAUCAAGAAGAUCCUCCCCCUCAUCCUCCUGUUGAAGCUGAAGCUCGCCGCCCUCGUCCCCUUGUUCCUUGGCAUUAUCGCCUUCGCUGCCGCCAAGGCUGUCUUCCUCGGCAAGAUCGCCUUCGCCAUGCAAGCCGUCGGCCUCAUCAGGAAACUCCUCAACAAGGGAGGCUCGUCGCACUCUUCUUCACCUAGCAUCUCCUACGGACCUCCUCAGCAUCAUGACGAGCACCCCGGCUACAACUACGAACCAGCCCAAGGAUGGGGCAGGAAAGCCCAGGACGCCCAAACGAUGGCGUAUGCAGGCCAAAUAAACUAAGUCGAUACAAUUAGUGUGAUUGCGUGUGUGUGAGAUUAUUUAUUUUUUGUUUGCCGUUGCCAUGUUAAAGUACCUCAAUAAUUUAUUUAUUUAACGAAAUAAAGAAGUUGAAAAAUA